AUGUCACUUCCCAGCCCAGACAGAAUUGUUGCGCUCUCUUGUAUCAAUGUGGGUGCUGGCCCAGGCGGAUCUACACCCAUGCUUGCCAGAGUCUCGCUGGUGAACUUCAGGGGCGAGACACUGUGCGACACAUAUGUUGCUCCAACCAUGCCAGUAACGGACUACCGCACGGCGACCACCGGCAUUGAUCCUAAGACUCUGACGUCUUCGUCAACUCCCAAAUUCCAGCUGGUUCAAGCAGACGUUGCACAGCUCAUAAAAGGUAAAAUCGUGGUUGGUCAUAGCCUUUGGAACGAUUUGUCCGUCCUAGGCAUUCCCCAUCCCGCAGUUUGCACGCGUGACGUCGCCUUGUACCAGCCCUUCCGCAACGCUCUCCGUUCACCAAACCAGGUCAUCGGCCUGCAAACUCUGAUGUGGCACCUCAUGUGCCGCCGCUGUCAAGACGGACAGUUAGACUCGUUGGAGAACGCUCGAGCGACCUUAGAUCUUUACCGUUCUGUAGCUGAGGACUGGGAGAACGCUGUAGCAAACAAUAACUGGCCAUCAAGUCUCCCGCCCAGUACCUUUUCACGGUGCUACACCUAA
Molecule: messenger RNA, 585 nt
Organism: Coniophora puteana RWD-64-598 SS2
Lineage: Eukaryota; Fungi; Basidiomycota; Agaricomycetes; Boletales; Coniophoraceae
Exons: 5
Coding region: 1-585 (194 amino acids)
Biological process (GO): rRNA processing
Cellular component (GO): nucleus
Molecular function (GO): 3'-5' exonuclease activity; nucleic acid binding
Source: RefSeq, a predicted model, not a curated record